This is a messenger RNA of Budorcas taxicolor (takin), 2934 nucleotides long. RefSeq names its product glutamate ionotropic receptor kainate type subunit 5 (gene GRIK5). The transcript is spliced from 19 exons. The coding region runs from base 1 to 2934 and encodes 977 amino acids. Lineage: Eukaryota; Metazoa; Chordata; Mammalia; Artiodactyla; Bovidae. The record is from RefSeq and is a predicted model, not a curated record. Gene Ontology annotation, molecular function: transmitter-gated monoatomic ion channel activity involved in regulation of postsynaptic membrane potential; kainate selective glutamate receptor activity. Gene Ontology annotation, cellular component: plasma membrane; postsynaptic membrane; kainate selective glutamate receptor complex. Gene Ontology annotation, biological process: synaptic transmission, glutamatergic; modulation of chemical synaptic transmission; monoatomic ion transport.
AUGCCGGCUGAGCUGCUGCUGCUGCUGAUUGUCGCCUUCGCCAGCCCCAGCCGCCAGGUGCUCUCAUCACUGCGCAUGGCUGCCAUUCUGGACGACCAAACUGUGUGUGGCCGUGGUGAACGUCUGGCCCUGGCCCUGGCCCGGGAGCAGAUCAACGGGAUCAUUGAGGUCCCAGCCAAGGCCCGCGUGGAAGUGGACAUCUUUGAGCUGCAGCGGGACAGCCAGUACGAGACCACGGACACCAUGUGUCAGAUCCUGCCCAAGGGGGUUGUGUCUGUCCUGGGACCCUCCUCCAGCCCCGCGUCUGCCUCCACCGUGAGCCAUAUCUGUGGAGAGAAGGAGAUCCCCCACAUCAAGGUGGGUCCCGAGGAGACGCCCCGCCUUCAGUACCUCCGCUUCGCGUCCGUCAGCUUGUACCCCAGUAACGAGGACGUCAGCCUGGCCGUCUCCCGGAUCCUCAAGUCCUUCAACUACCCCUCGGCCAGCCUCAUCUGCGCCAAGGCCGAGUGCCUGCUGCGAUUGGAGGAGCUGGUGCGUGGCUUCCUCAUCUCCAAGGAGACGCUGUCUGUGAGGAUGCUGGAUGACAGCCGGGACCCCACGCCACUGCUCAAGGAGAUCCGUGACGACAAAGUGUCCACCAUCAUCAUCGACGCCAACGCAUCCAUCUCCCACCUCAUUCUCCGUAAGGCCUCAGAGCUGGGAAUGACCUCAGCAUUUUACAAGUACAUCCUCACCACCAUGGACUUCCCCAUCCUGCACUUGGACGGGGUCGUGGAGGACUCCUCCAACAUCCUGGGCUUCUCCAUGUUCAACACCUCGCACCCCUUCUAUCCUGAGUUCGUGCGCAGCCUCAACAUGUCCUGGAGGGAGAACUGUGAAGCCAGCACCUACCCCGGCCCUGCGCUAUCGGCUGCCCUGAUGUUUGAUGCCGUGCAUGUGGUGGUGAGCGCCGUCCGGGAGCUGAACCGCAGCCAGGAGAUCGGCGUGAAGCCGCUGGCCUGUACGUCGGCCAACAUUUGGCCCCAUGGGACCAGCCUCAUGAACUACCUGCGCAUGGUAGAGUAUGACGGGCUGACUGGGCGGGUUGAGUUCAACAGCAAAGGGCAGAGGACCAACUACACGCUGCGCAUCUUGGAGAAGUCUCGGCAGGGCCACCGGGAGAUCGGGGUGUGGUACUCUAACCGGACGCUGGCCAUGAAUGCCACCACCCUGGACAUCAACCUGUCGCAGACACUGGCCAACAAGACGCUGGUGGUUACGACCAUCCUGGAGAACCCGUACGUCAUGCGCCGGCCCAACUUCCAGGCUCUGUCCGGAAACGAGCGCUUUGAGGGCUUCUGCGUGGACAUGCUGCGGGAGCUGGCCGAGCUGCUGCGCUUCCGGUACCGCCUGCGGUUGGUGGAGGACGGGCUGUACGGGGCGCCCGAGCCCAACGGCUCCUGGACGGGCAUGGUGGGCGAGCUCAUCAACCGGCAGAAGGCAGACCUGGCUGUGGCUGCGUUCACCAUCACAGCCGAGCGGGAGAAGGUCAUCGACUUCUCCAAGCCCUUCAUGACCCUGGGGAUCAGCAUCCUCUACCGGGUGCAUAUGGGCCGCAAGCCUGGCUACUUUUCCUUCCUGGACCCUUUCUCUCCGGCCGUGUGGCUCUUCAUGCUUCUUGCCUAUCUGGCCGUCAGUUGUGUCCUGUUCCUGGCCGCCAGGCUGAGCCCCUACGAGUGGUACAACCCGCACCCGUGCCUGCGGGCGCGCCCCCACAUCCUGGAGAACCAGUACACGCUGGGCAACAGCCUCUGGUUCCCCGUGGGGGGCUUCAUGCAGCAGGGCUCGGAGAUCAUGCCCCGGGCGCUGUCCACGCGCUGCGUCAGUGGAGUCUGGUGGGCCUUCACCUUGAUCAUCAUCUCCUCCUACACGGCCAACCUGGCCGCCUUCCUCACCGUGCAGCGCAUGGAGGUGCCCGUGGAGUCGGCCGACGACCUGGCAGACCAGACCAACAUCGAGUACGGCACCAUCCACGCUGGCUCCACCAUGACCUUCUUUCAGAAUUCACGGUACCAGACGUACCAGCGGAUGUGGAACUACAUGCAGUCGAAGCAGCCCAGCGUGUUUGUCAAGAGCACAGAGGAGGGCAUCGCCCGCGUCCUCAACUCCCGCUACGCCUUCCUGCUCGAGUCCACCAUGAACGAGUACCACCGGCGCCUCAACUGCAACCUCACCCAGAUCGGGGGCCUCCUCGACACCAAGGGCUACGGCAUCGGCAUGCCGCUGGGCUCCCCGUUCCGGGAUGAGAUCACGCUGGCCAUCCUGCAGCUUCAGGAGAACAAUCGGCUGGAGAUCCUGAAGCGCAAGUGGUGGGAGGGGGGCCGCUGCCCCAAGGAGGAGGACCACCGAGCCAAAGGCUUGGGCAUGGAGAACAUCGGGGGCAUUUUUGUCGUGCUCAUCUGUGGCCUCAUCAUCGCUGUCUUCGUGGCAGUCAUGGAGUUCAUAUGGUCCACGCGGAGGUCGGCAGAGUCGGAAGAGGUGUCGGUGUGCCAGGAGAUGCUGCAGGAGCUGCGCCACGCCGUGUCCUGCCGCAAGACGUCACGUUCCCGCCGGCGCCGGCGGCCCGGCGGCCCCAGCCGGGCCCUGCUGUCGCUGCGCGCCGUCCGCGAGAUGCGCCUUAGCAACGGCAAGCUCUACUCCGCUGGCGCGGAUGCGGGCAGCGCGCACGGGGGCCCCCAGCGCCUCCUGGACGAUCCGGGGCCGCCAGGCGGGGCCCGGCCCCCUGCCCCCACGCCCUGCACCCACGUGCGCGUCUGCCAGGAGUGCCGGCGCAUCCAAGCGCUGCGGGCGUCCGGGGCCGGCGCGCCCCCGCGGGGCCUGGGCGCCCCCGCCGAAGCCACCAGCCCGCCCCGGCCCCGCCCCGCCGGCCCCCGCGAGCUGGCCGAGCACGAGUGA